AUGGGUACCGGAUCCUUUCGAUACUACCUGCUUCUCAGUGUCGUCCUGGCGAAGGCCUGCGUAUCUCGCUCUUUUGGUCUUGUCCAGAACAGCUACCGAAUCGUUGGGAUACCAGGUGCCGGGACACAGCUACUACCAGAAUCAUACAUUAAAGGGAUCCGGCGAUGGACGCUCGAUGACUCGGGAAACGACUUGGUUGUAGUGCCGAAUAGCCCUGGUUUGACGAACCCGAAAAGAGAUUUGCAAGGUCAGCGGAUACAAAUUAGGCCCACGCUGGACGUUCUAGUGAAAAGCGGUGUGCCAUCAUACGUCAUGGCUGGUCUACAAGUGCGGCACGAAAAGGCUGACGAGGAGGAUCAAUCGAGUCAAGCGCUGGAGCCUCCCUUGACGGCGGAGCAAUGGACCACAUUUGCCAUGGCUGUCGAUCCAAGCUUUCGUAUCGCUGUGUACAUGGGACCUUCGGAUGGAACCGACGACCGAGUUGCGAUGGCUGAUCACGAUCUAAUCCAACAUGCUCUGGAAAGAUUGGGGCUCUUUUUGUCACAGGCCACCGAAGAGCUCUCGGGUGGCUUUCACAUUGUCGCGUUGCCUUUGGAGGUCUCUUGGACGCGGUGUAGUGUCAAUUCUGUAGACGACAUUUUAACGUGUCUGGCCACGGCCGAACCUGAUGCUCGUGAAUUGUUAACACUGGAUCAGGGCCUGGUAGAAAUGACGGCGUCGUCAGUGUUGCAGGUGACACUUUCUGAUUUGUGA
Messenger RNA from Phaeodactylum tricornutum CCAP 1055/1, 753 nucleotides. RefSeq lists its product with no specific name. The record is from RefSeq and is a predicted model, not a curated record. The transcript has a single exon. The coding region runs from base 1 to 753 and encodes 250 amino acids. Lineage: Eukaryota; Bacillariophyta; Bacillariophyceae; Surirellales; Neidiaceae.